Messenger RNA from Pimephales promelas (fathead minnow), 3596 nucleotides. It is a transcript of the gene stxbp1a, whose product is annotated as syntaxin binding protein 1a. Gene Ontology annotation, biological process: vesicle-mediated transport. NCBI's taxonomy places the organism in Eukaryota, Metazoa, Chordata, Actinopteri, Cypriniformes, Leuciscidae. The record is from RefSeq and is a predicted model, not a curated record.
CCGUGAGGAGUGCGCAGCAUCGCUCAGCAAGAGGAGGAGAGGGAGGAGAAGACACUGCACACGGGCGAACACUCACGAGCAUCAUGGCACCAAUUGGAUUAAAGGCGGUCGUUGGCGAAAAGAUUAUGAAUGAUGUCAUCAAGAAGGUGAAGAAGAAGGGAGAAUGGAAGGCUUUGAUAGUGGACCAGCUCAGCAUGAGGAUGCUGUCCUCUUGUUGCAAAAUGACUGAUAUUAUGACAGAGGGCAUCACUAUUGUUGAAGACAUCAAUAAGCGAAGAGAGCCUCUCCCCUCUUUGGAGGCCAUUUAUCUGAUCACCCCGACUGAGAAGUCUGUGCAGACUCUCGUCAAUGACUUCAAAGAUCCCCAUUCAGCGAAAUAUAAAGGGGCUCAUGUGUUCUUCACUGACUCUUGCCCUGACCCCCUGUUUAAUGAUGUGGUGAAGAGCCGUGCCUCAAAAACCAUUAAAACCCUAACUGAGAUCAACAUCGCCUUCCUGCCCUAUGAGUCCCAGGUGUUCUCCUUGGACAACCCUGAUGCCUUCCAGAGCUUCUACAGCCCUCAUAAGACACAGCUGAAGAACCCUGUGAUGGAACGGUUGGCCGAACAGCUGGCGACUCUGUGUGCCACGCUGAAGGAAUACCCUGCCGUCCGAUACCGAGGGGAGUAUAAAGAUAACGCCACCCUGGCUCAGUUGCUUCAAGACAAACUGGACGCCUACAAGGCAGAUGAUCCCACAAUGGGGGAGGGACCAGACAAGGCUCGCUCUCAGCUCAUUAUUCUGGACAGGGCUUUCGAUCCCGUCUCUCCUGUCCUGCACGAGCUCACCUUCCAGGCUAUGGCCUAUGACCUGCUGCCCAUUGAGAAUGAUGUGUACAAGUAUGACACCAGUGGGAUAGGUGACUCAAAAGAGAAGGAAGUGCUUCUGCAUGAAGAUGACGACCUUUGGGUGAAUCUUCGGCACAAACAUAUUGCUGAGGUCUCUCAGGAGGUGACACGCUCCCUGAAGGAAUUUUCUGCCAGUAAGCGGAUGACCACUGGAGAGAAGACCACCAUGAGGGAUUUGUCUCAAAUGCUGAAGAAGAUGCCCCAGUAUCAGAAAGAGCUCAGCAAGUACUCAACCCAUCUGCAGUUGGCCGAGGACUGCAUGAAGCACUACCAGGGAACCGUGGACAAGCUGUGCCGUGUAGAGCAGGAUCUCGCUAUGGGAACAGACGCAGAGGGUGAAAAGAUUAAAGACCCCAUGAGGGCCAUCGUGCCAAUCUUGCUGGAUGCCAACGUCACCACUUAUGACAAGAUCCGCAUCAUCCUGCUCUACAUUUUCCUGAAGAACGGGAUCACGGAGGAGAACCUUAACAAGCUGAUCCAACACGCCCAAAUUCCUCCUGAGGACAGCGAGAUCAUCACCAACAUGGCUCACCUGGGUGUCCCAAUCGUCACAGAUUCUACUCUCCGCAGAGGCAAGAAGCUCGAUCGUAAGGAGCGCGUGAGCGAGCAGACCUAUCAACUCUCUCGCUGGACCCCGCUGAUCAAGGAUAUCAUGGAGGAUGCUAUUGAGGAGAAGCUGGACACCAAACAUUACCCGUACAUCUCCACACGCUCAUCCUCUUCCUUCAGCACUUCUGCAGUCAGUGCCCGAUAUGGCCACUGGCACAAGAAUAAAACCCCUGGAGAGUACCGCACAGGCCCUCGCAUCAUGGUCUUCAUCAUCGGGGGCGCGUCCUUUAGUGAGAUGCGCUGUGCUUAUGAGGUCACACAGGCCAAUGGCAAAUGGGAGGCCAUCGUUGGUUCUACUCACUUGCUCACCCCAACCAAUUUUCUAAUGGACCUGCGGCACCCCGACUUCCGAGAAUCCACUAAGGUGUCCUUUGAGGACCCUGACCCCUCAGAAGAGUGAGACAGAGAAAGAGGGAAGGGUGGGAGAGAGAAAUCACACUCUGACAAAGUUCAACCCAUGUCGUCUCCCCCACCCAGCUUCUGGACGCUCUCAAGGCUAUGAACAAACCCGACGAGGAGCAGACAAGCUAAAAAUCACAACAACCUUCCCCCAAACCCCAUCGCCCAGUUACCCUCUCCCUCCCUCCAUCCGUCGCCCUGUAAAUCUCACCCGCUCCUAUAUAAAUUGUGUAUGCAUCUUGCUUGAGAGAAAAAAAAAUAGAUGAUUGGUUAAAGUUAAAAAGAAUAUUCUAUAAAUUUAUAUAUAAAUGAAAUGUUGAAAUAAAACAAAUCACUGCAAGUAUUCUGUUUUACAAUGGAUGCAAAUGAUUAGACUGUCAAACUUUCGUUAUUAAUUGCAAUUUAAAAACCUGAAAGUACCAAAUGUAAUAUUGUGUGUUAUGAAACCUGCUAGAAUAUGUAAAUUGUAGAUCACUUUUUGCUUUCGUUCCUUAUUUAACCGUUUUUUCUUUUUUUUUUUCUUUAAUGGCUUAAAGUGGUUGGGGGAGGGACUGGUUUUUAUGCAAAUAGACCAGUGAAGCAAAAUGAUGCAUAUCACUUCCUCUGCUGAAGGCUGAACUGACGCCCGGUUUAGAUGCUUGGGUUUAAUUGUUGUCUCAUUUUAGAUGUGCAUGCCAUGGACGUGGCCCAUGUGGCCCUUUUGACGUGAGAAAACAUUGAAAAAAAAAUUUAAACAAGUUAGGAUGUGUAAAAAUGUAACAUUGAGCAUCUUUUGGGACUCCAGUGAUGAAGAGGAAGGAGGCCAAGGGAGUAACAGAUCAAAGCCUCAAGCUGUAAAAGUGAAAGAGACACUGUACAUAGAUGGCAAACGUCAUCCCUCCUUCAGUCGAGAUUCCGGGAGCAUUUACUCUCCAUAUCCUUUUCUUUUCACGUCUCCUUCUACAGAGACCUCAUGAUUUAGUGUGAAGAAGGCCGUUGCUUGCAGAUGUUUAAGAAAUUCAAAAAAAGGGCCAGUUGUAUUUCAGUAUUGUAUCUUGUCCAAUUAAGUCUCAUCAUUGGUUAGUAAACAAUGUUUAACCGGGACAUGCACUGAGUAACGUGUUGUUGUAUAUGCCAUAUGUUACUGUUUUUCCGUCUCACUGUUGAAAAUUUCUGACUGUGAAGUAGUAAAACUUUCCUUUGCCAAUGUGAAGCCACUGUGUUUGUGACGUAUUAGCUGUAGCUGUAGUUAAACUGGUAAAAAAAAAAAAAAGGUUAUAUCUAGCUUUUGUUUGACUGUCUUGUAGUUUCUUUCGGACGCAAUGUUUUAUCUUCCAAUGGUGAACGGCUUUGCAACAAAAAGCAAUCCCCCUAUUUAACAUUUUGGUUUCCGUUACCUCUUUACUCUGUUUUGGCAGAAAGGUUGUAUAUUGCACUAAGCGUUUUCUGUGAUGCAAACGCUUUUAUGGUCUCUUUUUAUUUAUUUAUAUAAUUUUUUUAAUCGUUCUCCUAUUUUGUGUUUGCUGUUGUAUAGCUGUGUCGACUAGAUUGAUUUCUAUUAAAUUUAUUUUUCAGAGACUAUCAAUAAAUAAGAACAUAGUCUGUCUUAAACCUGUUGAUCUUACUGGGAUUAUAUGUUUGCGAGUGUUGAAGCACAAACUAAAGUAUACUUCAUGUGUACCGAUGUAGUAAGGCUGUCUAAUAAAUUGGCUUCCAUUACAAA